GGUUCCUGCGCCUGCGCAGUGGCCCACGCGCCAUCCUGCAGGGGGCGCACAGUGGGGACAGGUGGCUUUUCGCGUUCGAGGCCGAGCGGGCGAAGCUCGGUGUGGCGGAGCGAGGGUAUGGACUUGAUGACAGAGGUUGUUAAGUGUGUGUACAUUUCACAUCCCCUAGAGUGGUUAUCACGGGAAAGUUCGACCUUUGUUGGCCAUUUUUCAGGUUUGCCAUCUUUCCUCUGGCGAGGUGGGGGCCCUUUCUCCUCAGCUCUCCGCGGGGGAGGGCGGCCCGGGGCUUCUGUCCCGGAGGGCCCGUGGCCUGGCGGGGACGGCGGAACGAGGGCGAGGGACUUUCUGGAGAGGGGCCCUCGGGGCGGCGAGCUCGUAGCGGAGGCCGUUCAUCACGGCGGUCCGGGGGCCGCCCGGGCGGGGUGAGGGUAGCCCGGGGGCGGCGCGCGGGGCCAACAGUCGGCCGCGGCCCUGGUCCCCGAGGAGCCGCCGGCGGCCCGAGGCGCGCUCAUCGCCUCCCGCCGCCCGGGCGAAGCCGAGGCCGAACCGUAAAGGAAUGAGCCGGGCCAGCCCCCCCAGCAUCCCGAGAGACGAGCGGAGCGCGCCAGAGUCCCGUCGCCCGGGUUUAUAGACCCGCUUUCAGAAGUAUCCGCAAUGGGCUUAUUUACUGAUUUUCUUUUCUCCCCUCUCUCCCCACCAAAAGGCGGGCUCCAUGAGGAAAGGGAGUUUGUCUAGUUCCUUGGGCUAUCCCCGGCAUGCCUGGCACAGGGGGCACUCGGUAGAUACCUGCCUUCCGGUCUGGCCCCUGAGUGAGCCGAGUGUGCCGGGGCAGGGCGCCUUCACGUCCUUAAAAUGGGAGGAUAGUGAUAAUACCAAACUCAGAGGUGACUAUUAUUAUUAUUAUUUUGAAGAAGAUGCAGGUUUAAAUUAUUACAGUGCCCGGGACAUAAAUGCUCACUAAAUGGUAAUAUCCUGUGGGUAUAACUGGAGACUUCCAUGUCUGUAAUGAACGUAGAGAAAAUAGUUAAAGCAAUUACAGUCUUUACUGGUCUCCAGGGGAUGGGUGGGGGAGUGGAUUAUUAAUGCACUGCAGAGAUCUUGGAAACCACUAAGCCUUCUUUCUUCAGCUGUCCAUGUCAGUGAUCUCCCCUCAAACUGCACCCCCAACCCCACCUGUCCCCCGACUGAGGUGUCUUCACCAUUCUCUGCUCCUUGUUGGAAAACUCGGUGAGCCUGACUGGUCCCUGUCUUCACUCUGCCUCUUCCUCACUCAUUUUCUCUAAGGAAUUUGAUUUGGUUAUAUCUCACUGUUUUUCCCACCCUUUUCUAAACCCAUUCCUGAUUCUGCCUAACCACACCCAGGAACAAAGGCUGGCUGACUCAGAAUUUCCCUUAGGAGGAAGGUGAGGAUAGAGGUGCUGGAAGGAUGAUGCUGCAGAUCAAGACAGAGCAAUUACAGAGAGUUCUGAUUUUAUGUUUUUGUACUUAACUCUGUCAGGGGGUCUGCUAUUGUUAUUAUUAUUGCUAAAUAUUAAUGAUCAAAACUGUGAACUGGGAGGGUGUGGAGGGCACUGGCAAAGGAAGAUUACUAUGCACAAAGCCUCCAGGCUUCGGACUCCUGGUCCAAACCAACAGCCCACGGCAGGCUGGACCCAUUUGAUCCUCUUCAACAGUCACUGAAAAAUCUGCCAUAUUUCUGCUAAAAGUCCGUAUUGAAAAAACAAGUGAACAAACCUAGAUGCUCCGUCUGGUCUUUCCCCUCCAGAUGGAGGCCCAGGAAAGUGUAUGGCAGUAUUAAGUGUUCAUGGAGCUUGAUGUAUACACUCUACACUCAAGCGUUGAGAAAAUGGGUUGAUAGGUAGGUGGAUAGAUAGAUGGAGUGGUAGAUUAAUGGAUGGAUAGAAUGAUAUGGCAAAUAAGUCUGCAUAUUGAAAUUGGUGAAUCUGGGUAUCUGGAGGGAUAAGGGUAUGUUGGAAACCUCUGUAGGGUUGUGUAUUAUUUUUGUAACUUGUAUGAAAGAAAGUAUUUCAAUAUAAAAAUUUAACAUUAAGAAAAUAUACGUAACACAGAAAUCAUUUUAACCAUUUUAAGUGGGCAUUCUGUGACAUUAAAUACAUUGACAAUAUUAUGCACCUUCCUCCUCUAGUUCCAGAACAUUUUCAUCUUCCUAAACAGAAAUUCUCCCCAAUUAAACAUCAUUUCUGCUUCAACCAUCUCCCUCCAGUAUAUACAGAGUGCCCACCAUGUUUCUGGCACAGCUCUUGUGUCUGGGGAUACAGCAGCAAAGAAAAGAGACACAACUCCUUGCCCUCAUGGAGCUUACAUUCUGGUUGGGAAAUCAGAUUAUAACUAAGGGUGAGCCCUCCUCUUCUACUAGAAAAAUGACAGUGUUCAGGAACUUAAAACUUCUUCUCUGGAAGAAUUUCAUCUUGAAGAAGCGGAAGACUCUGGUAACAGUCCUUGAAAUCUUGAUGCCAUUACUAUUUUCUGCAAUUGUAAUGUAUCUUCGUUUCAAUAGUUUUCCAAGAAUGAAACCUCCUGUAAACUACAGUGCAAUUGAUAUCAGUUUACUGCCAGAUUUCUUCCAUCAUUUUCCUCUGAAAAGUAAAUUUCAACUAGUUUAUAUCCCUUCCAAAAGUGAAACUUUGAAGGCUCUCACUGAAAUGGUGGACAAAAGCUUUGAUGUUGAUUUUGAAGGAAGGAAGAAAAAGAGAAAGAAAGAAACCCCUCCAACUAUGAACUGGGACUCUGACUGGCAGAUACAAAUCAAAAUCUCCCCUAGAAGAACGUACUUUCAUGCUGUAUCUCAAAGAUACCCACCAAAAAUGUUUCAAGUUCUAGGCAGUCAUUCAGUGCCUUCAUUUGAUAGAUACAUAGUGAAGAAUCCCAAAUCUUUCUACGUUUUGGCUGGAAUUUUUUUUUAUCAUAGCUUCAAAGACAGCAAGGAGCCCUUGCCACUUUCGGUUAAGUAUCACUUGCGCUUCAGUUGCAUAAAGAGGAAUUAUUUGUUGUCAAGGUUAAUCAUCUUUCGAGACGAUGGUGAAGGCUGGAGCACAUCCUAUCUUUAUCCUGCUAACCUAGGACAAGAACCCCGGGAAUAUUUAUUUGACGACGGGGGACACCCUGGUGCGGCGGCGAAUCGGCUACUGCCCGCAGUUCGACGCCCUGCUGGACCACAUGACGGGGCAGGAGAUGCUGGUCAUGUAUGCCCGGCUCCGGGGCGUCCCCGAGCGCCACAUCGGGGCCUGCGUGGAGCACAUGAUAGACGACUUAUCCCUGUGCCCUUAUGCCGGGAAGCUGGUAAAGAUCUACAGCGGCGGCAACAAGCAGAAGCGAGCACAGGCAUCGCCCUCAUCGGAGACCCCGCGGUCAUCUUCCUGGACGAGCCGUCCACUGGCAUGGACCCCAUGGCCCGGCGCCUGCUCUGGGGCACCGUAGCCCGGGUCCGCAAGUCCGGCAAGGCCAUUGUCAUCACCUCCCACAGCAUGGAGGAGUGUAAGGCCCUGUGCACCCGCCUGGCCAUCAUGGUGCAGGGCCAGUUCAAGUGCCUGGGCAGCCCGCAGCACCUCAAGAGCAAAUUUGGCAGCGGCUACUCCCUGUGGGCCAAGGUCCGGCACGACAGGCAGGAGGAGGCCCUGGAGGAGUUCAAGGCAUUCGUGAACCUGACCUUCCCAGGCAGUGUCCUGGAAGACGGGCACCAAGGGAUGGUCCACUACCACCUGCCCGGCCACAGCCUCAGCUGGGCGAAGGUGAGUGUCCAGCUGGGCGUGGGGACAGCACGCCUGGGAGGUCAUAGCUUUCUGGUGUGUCAGUUCCUUUCUCUUUCCGGGGAGUCACAUUCCGUGCUGCUGCCGCAGGUCCCCUUCUGACGUCUCCAUGGCAACGUUCAAGCGGAUUUCGUAGAACAUAAGGUGUUUGAGCUGGAAGGGACCGUGGAGAUCAGCUCCUCCCACCCCCUCACUUCACAGAAGGGAAGCAGGCCCAGAGAGGGUGUGCCACACGCCCAGGGCCACACAGCCAGCCAGGGACCAGUGGGCCCUCCCCCACGGGAGCCCCUCCCGGCCAGGCCCCCUUUCCCCUGAGAGCACAGUCUGAGUUCAGACACUCACUUCCGAGGAUGGGCCUCUGGGGGGACUUGUCGCAACCCAAGAGGCCCUCCCGCUUUCUGCCCCUCUGCUGCCUCCCCCUUCCCGGUGCCCCUCCUCAUAAUGAGCCCUGUCCUCCUCUGGCCUCCGUCGGCGGCGGUCUCCUUCCUCUCCUCGGGUGUUCGGGACACUGGAGCGAGCCAAGGAGGAGUACUCCCUGGAUGACUACUCUGUCAGCCAGGUCACCCUGGAGGACGUCCUCCUGAGCCUCAGCAGCACCAUGGCCCCAAGCGGGGAAGCGAGUUGAAAUGACUGCAAGCCAAGCCAGCGGGGCCUCCCUCACCCCCAGACGCUGCUAUCACAUGCCAGCCUGUCUUGCUAUAAUAAACAGUUCCUGUUGCCCAGA
Messenger RNA from Choloepus didactylus (southern two-toed sloth), 4491 nucleotides. Its product is annotated as ATP-binding cassette sub-family A member 17-like. Gene Ontology annotation, cellular component: membrane; intracellular membrane-bounded organelle. Gene Ontology annotation, molecular function: ATP hydrolysis activity; ABC-type transporter activity; lipid carrier activity. Gene Ontology annotation, biological process: transmembrane transport; lipid transport. The coding region runs from base 2244 to 3869 and encodes 541 amino acids. Lineage: Eukaryota; Metazoa; Chordata; Mammalia; Pilosa; Megalonychidae. The record is from RefSeq and is a predicted model, not a curated record. The transcript has 12 exons.